AUGUCGGCAGCCGCAUCUUUUGAAAAAGUAUUGAAAGCCAACCCGAAUAAUUAUGAAACAUUGAAAAUCCUCGGCAGUUUGUAUGCUCAAUCAAACAAAGCUGAUCGGCGAACCCAGGCAAAGCAGCUAUUCAAGCAGGUAACGGUGACCGAUCAGCAGCCAGACGACGUAGAGGCUUGGAUCGAGUAUGCUCAAUUACUGGAGAAUGACGUGAACGGAGCUCUCGAGGCCUAUCUUAAAGCUUUGGCCAUUCUGGAGCAGAUCCAGUUGGAUGUCUCACCUGAACUGCUGAAUAAUGUAGCUGCUCUAUACUUCAUUAAGACAGACUAUCCGAAUUCUCAGGUGAGAUAUUUGUACUUCACAUAUUUCUCAAUUAUUCGUCAUUUCGAAUGUUUUUUUCUAACUGGACGAUGCCUCGGUUUUAAAGAAUUUCAUUCAUCAAAGGGCAUAUAA
Molecule: messenger RNA, 453 nt
Organism: Protopolystoma xenopodis
Lineage: Eukaryota; Metazoa; Platyhelminthes; Monogenea; Polystomatidea; Polystomatidae
Source: the annotation of a GenBank genome assembly